GAUGAAACAAGAAUUUUGAACAACUUCUACUUUUUAUAUUGUUUUAUUUCACAGACACAGGGUGGACGUUGUGUGCGGAUAUGGAUUUAGUAAAAUUUUUAGUGUGGUCGCUGUCUAGUCUGGUAAAAGUUAAGAUUUGGAUCGUGUGCCGGGAAGAAAUUUCGUGCAGUGUGUCCGAAGUGCACACCUACACGACAAACUACUUUAGACGAAACUGCUGUGUACUACUACUACUAAAGCUAAAGUAAGUAUGCAGUAGAAGGAUUUUUGUCGUCUCAACGACCUCUCCAUCAUGUCGUGACACUGUAGGGAUCCAGUAAUAGGUUUUUACAGCAGGGAUCAGCAUGGCCAUGCCGAUGUCUACCACUUCCAGACACUGCAGCAUGGCGGGGUCGUUCUCAGUGCAAGAACGUGUGGGGAGGACCUCGAGUGCUUUUUCAACAUCCCUUCUGGCGACAUCACAACUGCUACUCUUCGCUUUCUCUCUCUACAGCCUCAUCCCCAGCACGAGCGAUGUCCUCGUUGCCGCCCUGUCCUCCGAGGAGUUGCAAAACGUCGCCUGCGACCUGCAGAGCUUCAUCGUCGAGGAGCCCGCGACGAAAGCACACCUACUGGAAGUGCUCUCCCAAUGGGACGCGCACGCGGAAAUGCAAGUGUUGGUCUUCAACGGCCACUUUGCCACGGGGAAGACGUACAUCAGCAACAUACUCGCGAAAGCGUUGGAGAACAUCGACGUCGGUGGCGGAAAUGUCGACCUGGAAACAAAAUUCGGGGCCGGCGGUGCGACGCUGGACAGUAGCUCCAGCGGGGGAGCUGGAGGGGCAAACGACGGCGCGGACCACCUGAACGGCAGGGGAGCAACAUCUUCAGGGGCCUCUAGCAAAACUUCCAGCAAUGGAGAUCAUAGUGGAAAUAAAGCAGCUGCUACACCCACGAACAUCAUGUCCACCACGGCGCAGACCGCCUCGACGUCCUCCUCUCACGUUGCGAUUUUCGUGACCGAGGACAGUUUUAUCUCCUCCGAGCAGUUUUAUCUGAAAAUCGAUGACAUUCUGAACACGGGCGCCGGGGAUCGCAUGAAGAUCAUCGUGUUUGACGACCUUCCCUGUUGGCGGGAGACGGAAAGGAUAACUCGCGUGUUGACCAGGUGCAUGCAGUUCAGCAACAAGUGCCGGGGCACACUGUUCGUGAUCACCAGCAACGACGGCUGGUGUGCGGACGACUACUGCAACCGAAAUAGCGAUCUAGAUAGGCAAUUUGACGACCUGACAGAGACUUUCACCGGAAAUCUGAAGCAACUGUUAACUUCUAGCAGUAGUGGUGGAUCUGCAAGAGUAGACCACGGGGAGGCCACAUCGACACAACACGCUGCGUCGGUCGCCACGACACGCACCCAAGAUCUAGUGCGCACAAGGUGUCGUGACGUACCGCAAAUGCCGGAGAGGUUGCGGAAGCUGUUCGCUUCAGCGAAGAGAGGAACAAACUCUGAUAAAUCAUCUUCCACCGGCGACAUUUCUGAAAUGCAACUUUUUGCCGCCACGGAGAGCUUGCAGUCCUGCGCGCUCCCGGGAAUUUCGUUAUCCCGGGAAGAGUGUGAAUACCGGGGAUGCUGCUGUGUAAACGAGGAUAUCGAAUGCAAAUCUGUCUGGGUCUGGAAGGAUGCGAACUUGUGAUGCGCAUUUCACAUGACUCAAAAAUCUGUCAUGCAUGGAAGCCAAAAGCUGCAGUGCACAUUUCUGGCCACCGAAAGAAGGGCCUUGCCAUGCGGGUUACGCAUUAAGAGACCUUCUGAAAACCUGUGAUGCUGGGGCGUGCAUGGUAGCCCUUCUGGGUCAUGCCAAAGCUGCAUCACAAACCUCUGCAUCCUUGCAGACCCAGACAUUUUUACUCUUGAUAGAGGAGCUUGACCAGGACCACCUUCACGGAGCUGGUUCAUCAGGCACGGAUGCCGAUUCUACAGGCAGUGCCAGCAGUGUCAAAAAUGGUAAAAACAAUAUGAAAAACAACAGACAUCACUCUCAACAGCAGAUCGACGCUAUCCCACAGAAAAAAGCUGGCAGGGCAUUUUUGUAAUGCGAAAAUAAAUACACAGAAAAGUCUGUCAUGGGCGGCCUCAUAGCAUGCUGUUUAGGAUACGCAAUACAGAUUUUUCUCUGUAUUUAUUUUUGCAUUACAAAUGUGACCUGCCAGCUUUUUUCUGUGGGAUAGAGGCCAACCGGUGCGACUUUUGCGGGUUGGAAAAAUCCUCGGAGGUGACCCAGGCCCACCUCCGAACCGCCUCCGCAGCCCGGUCCGGUCGCUACAUUGCGAAGGGCUUGUCGGAGUUCCCCCACUUCGUUGUGCUCGGCGCGAAUGGGAUGAUUUUUCAGCAGGAAGCGUGGGACCACUGGGGCAAACUCGCGGAGCGGAUGCUGAUCCAGAGCUUUCUCGAGGACGAUUUGCCGCGGUUGCUUUCCUCCCAAAUGGACCACGCGAAACGGAACUACAACUUGAAUCUCGAAAUUUUGGUCAACUGGGACGUGGACUACCCCCGGGAAUUCGCGAAGGCGGGCAUCGAGGAGGUGGUCGCGGGCGAGGCGCCGCGGAAUUUGCGAACCAGCAUCAAGAAGCUCGUCCGCGGCGACGUCAAGUCCCAGUGCCUCGGUGGGGUGUGCUUUUUACUGAAAACGAAGAUCCAACAACUGCUGAUGCGGCAGGAGCAGCUGUACGCAGCGAAAAAGGAGAAGAACGGAGGUUCAACUGUAUCCUAUGUAAAAACGCGCCCACACCAUAGUCAAGAUGGGGAAUCGGCUAGACAAAUCCACAAGUUUUGGCUGUUUUGCAUGACAAAUUUGGAUUCGUGGUGUAGUGCUGUUUGAGCUAGCUCAGCAGCAUCACAGAUCUAGCAUACCAUUCUGAUUGGAGCAUGACAAAUCGCAAAACACGAUUGGAAAAUGCUUCUCAUGGGGCUCCGCAUCAGAAACAUUUUUAGCAUGCAGAUUUGCAUUACAACUAUGGGGUGGGGGCGUUGUUAAAUAGGAUAACCUGUCUCCGCCCCCCGCCGCGCCGCGAAGUCCGCCUGGAACACGCUGUCGGGCACGCCGACCGGGGAGAAAAUUGCCCUGGCGGUCUUUCUAUGCACUGCAAAAAUGUCUGGGUCUGGAAGGAUGGAACUUGUAAUGCUAAUUCUGGAUUGUGCAAAAAUCUGUGUUGCAUGAAUGCCAAAAGUUGUCCACUUUUGACCAAGUUGAGAGGAAGUGUCUCAUGCAGGAUAGGCAUGAUAGGAGUCUCACAGAAUCUGUCAUGCUAGGGCCUGCAUUCCAGACGAUAUAGUUCAUGCACAAUCUGCAUGACGAGUCUCACAAUCUUCCAGACCCAGACAUUUUUGCAUUUGAUACUUUCUCGCGCCGACGGAAACCAACCCGGCGCAGGUGGCGGCGCUGUCGCUCCGGGCGGAGGUCAAGUCGGACACGAUGGAGAACAAACACGUGGUGGACGUGCAGAAAUUCGUCGGGGACGGCUUGGGUUUUCACCUCAGACAGCUGUUUCACUGGGGCUUCGCGGAUUUAAUAACACUGCUCGUGAGGAAAAGAAGACCGGAGGUCGCGCUGAACGUGUUGGCGGGCGGUGGAACUACAUCAGACGGUUCGUCAUCAUCAUCCUCUUCCGUUGUUGAUCCUGGUACCAAUGGUGUAGUACCUCCGGAGCAAGGAACAGCCGCCAACUUUCGACCCACUUCGCUGCCCCAGAUGCUGAAGCACGACGGCAAGCUGCUCCGGGAGCAAAUUGAGGAGAUCGAAAAAAGCUGGACUUCGGACUGUCCACACCUCCGGUUGUACGACGUGAAGGUGAUGCUCCCAACGAGUCUGCCCGCGGAGUGCUCGGCGGACGAACGAACUGCUAGUGGGUCAAGAUAUGCAUUGCAAAUUUGUCUGGGUCUGGAAAGAAUGGGAUUUGUGAUGCUAACUGACGACGAUAGAAAAAGCUGUAUUGCGUGAGCAGCAAAAGGCGUUAAAUUUUUGCCACCCGGAGAGGGUAUUAGUUUCUCAUGCGGAAUAGGCAUUAGCAAGGCUUUGCAAGAACUGUGAUGCUAAAGCAUGCAUUACAGGCAUCGCGGGUCAUGUACAAUUGUGCAUGACAAACUCCUCGAAUCUUGCAGACCCAGACAUAUUUGCACUCGAUACAAGAAUAAAUUCGGCAAUGAAUGAGCAGUACCGGAUUCUCUCCCCGCAGUGUCACUUCGGGAACAAGGACGAGCAUUUUUGCGGGCAAAACUAUGCAUUGCAAAAGUAUCCUCCUAGUAUAAAUCGCAAUACAAAUUUUUCCAGAAGGAAAAAUGGAAUUUUUAAUGCUGAUUUCGCUAAGCAACAAGAAUUGUCAUGCAUGAUUGCAAUUAGUACUACGAGUGCGGUACUUUUGCACAGGAUAAAAACCACGGGACGACAAUUAAGCGGAACCCCUUCUACGGCUCCAUUCUGGUGCAGUUUCGCGGGCACCCGAUUUGGAAGGUGCACAAAUGGUUGACGAGGUCGGAGCGGGAACGGGACUGCGACAACUACGUCGCGGACAAAUGGAUCUACGUGAAGCAGGUCCUGGUCGUCCCGGAAUGGCGACACACCAUGUCCGCUGCGGUUGGGGACGAAGUGUCGGCAGGAGCUUCGUCGCAGCAGCACGCCGUCAAAGCGCCGGAGAUCGCGUCGGAAAGUAAGCUCGGGUGUUUGAAGGAAAGGGGUCCUCGUGGGCACGAUCAGGGGGGAAUGGGAGGUGGUAGUGGUGCUGGUGGUGGAUCAAUGCACGGUACUCCCGCAUCUUCAGAAAGUAAAUCUUCAUCUCACACUGGAGGUGCAAGAACAGAACUUUAGGAACCAGCACGAGCUGAUGUCGAUGUCCACAACAUCAUCCUGAUUUGAUUUUGCAAUGAAGCGACAGAAUGUGACAAAGCAAAUUUUUCAACGAAAAAACAGAAACAUCGAAUGGCAUAGCUGAGCUUGUGCUUUUCUACAUUCGGUCAUGGCCAAUGGUUGUGGACUUGAAAU
Messenger RNA from Amoebophrya sp. A120, 5015 nucleotides. The record is from the annotation of a GenBank genome assembly. NCBI's taxonomy places the organism in Eukaryota, Dinophyceae, Syndiniales, Amoebophryaceae.